Plasmodium fragile is the source of this 1143-nucleotide messenger RNA. RefSeq lists its product as uncharacterized. Gene Ontology annotation, biological process: symbiont entry into host. Gene Ontology annotation, cellular component: cell surface; plasma membrane. Lineage: Eukaryota; Apicomplexa; Aconoidasida; Haemosporida; Plasmodiidae. The transcript has a single exon. Bases 1 to 1143 code for a protein of 380 amino acids. The record is from RefSeq and is a predicted model, not a curated record.
AUGAAAAAGCUCCUCUUGGUUGCGCUGCUUUACCUGCUGAGGGAGCAGCUCCCCACACACGCAGAAGAACACAUCUGUGAUUUCACCAAGGAGAAGUACCUUCUGGGGAAGAAUGAAAAAGAAUACUGUGAGGUGUACGCCAAACCUUUCGAUAGCGUAACAUUUAUUUGUCCAAAAAAAAUAGGAGCACAGUGCUUUCAAAAUGUAAACACCUCAGAUGAUAUAAGUAAAGAAAAAAUGGCUUCAUCAGGGCUCUCAAUAGAUGAGCUGCUAUACGGAUCGACUUUGUAUGGAGACACCCUCCUCAUAUCACCAACGGUGAAGGAAAGCAAGACCUUCUACUGCUUCUGUAAUUUACAAAUGAAGGACGCGAAGAAGUUUCUAAAGCAGAGAAAAUUAUCUAAGGAAAAGGAAAAUGCGAAAAAGAAAACCAAUGUCAAUGUGGACGAUUUGCAAAAUGAGGACGAAGACAUGGAGGUGGUAAUCCCACAGAAGCAAGUAGAUGCGAAUCUAGUUCGAGCAUUACACAGGGUAAAAAAAGUUAUGAAUAUAAUAGAGCGUGAGAAGAAAAAAGAGGAAGAAGAUAAACCUCAAUAUGAGGAAGACGAAGAAGAAAUCGUAAUUGAUGAGGAGGAAGACGAGGAUGGACCAGUGGAUGAGAGUAAAGCUGAAAAAAUUAUUACAAAAUAUGGAAUCAUGAAAGUUGUUGUUUCUACGAAUGAUACAAUAACUAAAGGAUGCGAUUUUGGCAACCAUAUGGUGAAUUAUUUUUCUAAUCCCUACGCUGUUGAGAGGCAUGGAGGCAGUAAGGUGUGCAGAAUUGAGGCCAAGCCUGGGGAAUUUGUUGGAUUCAAGUGUAUAUAUGAUAACAACGGCACUGUCGAACCACAAAACUGCUUUGACAAGGUUUUGUAUGAGGGUAAAGUAACCGAUUUACAAACUCUCAUGCCUGGUUAUAUAUCCUAUGGAAAUAGGCGGAAGGGCAAAUACGCUUUUUACUUAAAGCUGCCCCACUUUGUGCAACACAGCUAUACCAUUCGGUGCAAGUGCAGGUCUAACGUGCACGAGUAUGAUGGGUACGUCUUCGAGUUGGCCGUAGAGGGCGGAGAGAGCGAAGUUGUUGCCAAGUCCUUCCAGGAGUAG